Messenger RNA from Nelumbo nucifera (sacred lotus), 1208 nucleotides. Its product is annotated as zinc transporter 1-like. The record is from RefSeq and is a predicted model, not a curated record. Gene Ontology annotation, biological process: zinc ion transmembrane transport. NCBI's taxonomy places the organism in Eukaryota, Viridiplantae, Streptophyta, Magnoliopsida, Proteales, Nelumbonaceae. Gene Ontology annotation, molecular function: zinc ion transmembrane transporter activity. Gene Ontology annotation, cellular component: plasma membrane.
UUCUAUCUCCUCACCAUGAAAGGACCUUCAUGUAUUUCAUCCAAGCUCUUCACAGCGUUCACUCUUUUUGUUCUUCUUCUCCCCAUCUUUGUCUUUGGGGAGUGUACGUGUGAUGUUGAUGUUCAGGAUGAGAAACAAGACAGAAGCUUGGCGCUCAAGUACAAAAUAGCUGCUUUUGUUUCGAUUCUGUUGGCUAGUGCCAUCGGAGUUUGCAUUCCGGUACUGGGUAGAACGAUUCCGGCGUUACAUCCGGAUAGGAAUGUCUUCUUUCUGAUCAAGGCAUUUGCUGCAGGUGUGAUUCUGGCAACUGGAUUCAUACACAUACUACCCGAUGCAUUUGAGCAGUUAACUUCGCCUUGUCUCAAAGGGAAGGUGUGGGAGAAUUUUCCCUUCACUGGGUUUGUGGCUAUGAUGUCUGCCAUGGGAACGUUCAUGGUGGAAACUCUGGCCACUGGUUACUACAAGAGGUUGCAUUUCAGUAAGUCUCUACCGACCAACGUCGACGAGGAAAUGCAGGGUGACCAUGUGGGUCAUCUGCACGUUCACACUCAUGCCACCCAUGGGCAUUCCCAUGGCUCCGGUGAUUCAACUGCUCCUGAUCUUCUCCGGCAUCGUGUCACGUCUCAGGUUUUGGAAUUGGGAAUAUUGGUACACUCCGUGAUCAUAGGUAUUUCAUUGGGUGCUUCUCAAGAACCUUCAACGAUAAAGCCCCUAGUUGCAGCUCUCAGCUUUCAUCAAUUUUUUGAGGGCAUGGGGCUUGGUGGAUGUAUUACCCAGGCAAACUUCAGAACUCGAGCUGUGGUAGUAAUGACGCUCUUUUUCUCCCUUACUACCCCAGCUGGAAUUGCAGUGGGCAUAGGAAUAACAAAUGUUUAUGAUGAAAACAGCCCAACUGCUCUCAUCGUUGAAGGGAUUUUUGACUCUGCUGCAGCAGGGAUUCUGAUUUAUAUGGCGCUUGUUGAUUUGCUUGCAUCAGAUUUCAUGAACCCUAGAAUGCAAAGCAAUGGGAAACUUCAGUUAUGGGCAAAUAUUUGUCUUCUCUUAGGAGCUGGUUGUAUGUCACUACUGGCCAUAUGGGCUUAAUAAUAUUUGUUCCAAUACAUACUUGCUAGAAUUGUUAUUGUUAGAUUUUCUUGAACCACAGAAAAAAAUGAAUUCAUAGAUGUCUUCUUUAUAAUGUUAAAUUAUAGGUGCUUAAAUUAAUUAUU